UCCUCUACCAGUGCCGCUCUCCGGAGGAUGCCAUGGUGUUUCAGGUGUUUUUCUCUGUGCUGGGAAUGUGCUCUCUGCUGGUUCUGGGAACCUGUGAGGUCUGUCAGUCCACAUGUGGAGCUCAGGCACCUGGAGACAUCCUGCUUGGGGUGCUCAGCUCAUGUUACCCUGUAGUGCAGCCCUUGAAUGAAUGGAUUCAACCAGAGAGCUUCAACUGCACAGAUUUCAAUUUGCUGUCCUUUGUGAGGAUGCUGGCUGUCACUCACACCAUUGAUAUGAUCAAUGACUCCGGAUUCCUUCCUGGGGUGCGGCUGGGGUACCUCAUCUGUGACACGUGCUCCAAUCCCAUCAAAGCACUACAAGUUGCAGAGCACCUCCUGUCCACUAACGGCACGCUGGAGGUCCAAUGUGACCACACUGAAAGAACGCCGGUCAAGGCUGUAAUUGGGUCUCGCUACUCCGAGCUCUCCAUCACUGUCGCCAGGCUUCUGGGCCGCUUCAUGGUUCCACAGAUUAGCACAUCAGCCUCUGCAGACAUCCUGAGUGAUAAGGUGCGGUUCCCGUCUUUCCUGCGUACCAUUCCAGGCGAUGUGCACCAGACUCGAGCCAUUGCCAAGUUCAUGUCAUCCUUCAGAUGGGACUGGGUUGGCGUGGUCUAUGGUGAUGACGACUAUGGCAAGUCUGCCCUGCAGAGCUUCCUGCUGGAUGCAAGGGAGGCCAAGGUGUGUGUGGCUUAUCAGAAGGUGAUGCCCACCUACCUGAACAAUGAAAAUACAAACCCCAGGAUUAAGGAAGUUGCAAAGACGAUCCACUCCUCAACAGCUCAGGUCGUGCUGCUCAUCCUAAAUGAGCAGGUUGUGAGAAAAAUUUUUGAAGAAAUGAUGAAGACCAACACCAGCAGGAUCUGGAUCGCCAGUGAUGCAUGGUCUUUGGCCCAGUCCUUAGCCAGCAUGCCGGGGAUCAACAGGGUGGGGGAAAUCUUUGGCUUCAGCUUCAUCACAGGGCAGAAUCCAGGUUUCAGUGAGUUCCUUCAGAACCUUCAGCCAGGUCCAGGGGCCGUGAACCACUUUAUUGAGGAGUACAAAAACCUGAGGUUUGAAUGCACUCCAGAGCUACUGCAGUAUAAUGAGUGCAUUGCCAACAACCCUCCAUCCCUCUGCACCAGGCCACCCUCCAUCACUUUCAAAUCUCCACUGGCCUGCAGCAUCCCAGACCCCCAGCAAGCUAAUGAUGACUUCCUGACACAAAGUGUGUAUUUAAAUGUGACCUAUGGAGAGAGACUGGCUGUAUGGGCUAUAGCUCAUUCCUUGAGGAAUCUCCUGCAGUGCAAUGGGACUCAUUGUCCAGGAGAGAAGAAUUUUCCUUCAUGGAAGCUUCUGCAGGAAAUGAAGAAGAUCAAGUUCUCUUUAGACAAUCGCCUAUUCAGCUUUGACCAGUUUGGAAACUUUGCCAAUGGUUAUGACUUGAUCAACUGGAAACGCCUGGGAGACAGGAGACAGUUCACCGUAGUUGGUGGAUAUAAUCCAAAUACAGGAAAUGUGGAAGUUGACAAGUCUGAAAUUGUCUGGAGUACCCUAAAUAAUGCGGUCCCAGAGUCCAGGUGCUCACAGUCAUGUCCUCCUGGUACAUUUAAGAAAGUUUCAAAUAUAUCUUGUUGCUACAACUGCACCCGUUGCGAGGAGGGAACGUACUCUGAUGUCUCAGACAUGCAGAAUUGCCUUAUUUGUCCCAAGGACAUGUGGUCACUGAAAGGUUCGGUGCAGUGCAGUCUGAGAACAGAGACCUUCUUUGGGUGGAAUGAGCCUUAUGCCAUCGUCUUGUUGACCUUUGUGGGCCUGGGGCUCCUGUUGCUGCUGAUAGUGUUCGUUGUCUUCAUGGCAAGCCGACACAGUCCUGUCGUGAAGGUAGCUGGUGGGAAACUCUGCUAUAUCAUGAUGGCUGCCUUGGUGGUCAGCUUUGGAAGUGUGGUCCUCUUCAUGGGCAAGCCCAGUGUUCACAUUUGCCGGGCUCGUCAGACCAUGUAUGGCUUGGGUUUCACCCUCUGCGUCUCCUGUAUUCUUGUCAAGGCAUUUCGCACUUUCCUUGCCUUCCUCUUUAACUUAUACAAACAGCAGAAGCUGAAGAAGCUCUACAAGCCCAUUGCCAUCAUUGCUGUUUUCACAACUGCCGAAUCAUUGAUCUGCACCUUUUGGUUGGUGUUUGACUCACCAAAGGUGGAGACCAUCACCUCCAAUCAAAGCAUGAGCAUCUUCUUCCAGUGCAAUGAGGGAUCCGGGGUGGGAUUCGGCAUCAUGCUCAGUUAUAUUGGACUUCUGGCUUUCGUCUGUUUCCUCCUGGCCUUCAAAGGGAGGAAGGUCCCACAUCGGUUUAAUGAGACAGGCUACAUCAUCUUCAGUAUGCUCAUCUACCUUUUUGUGUGGGUUUGCUUCAUCCCAAUCUAUGUGACCAAAAGCCAACAACGUUCAGCUGUCCAAGCUUCAGCCAUCCUGGUCUCCAGCUACGGCAUUAUUUUCUGCCACUUUCUCCCAAAAUGCUACAUGAUCCUCUGCAAGAAGAAAAAAGACAUCUCCCCUGAGGCAUACCGGGAGAAAAUACGCAUCUUUGCCAUCACUUCAGGAAAUCAAGCACUUUGUCACUUGUCCAAAGACUCCGGAAUUGGUGACAUGGAGACAGUGGCCACGGCCAGUUCCAUGAACAUAGAAGUGUCCACGGUGGGGAGAGGUAUCAGUCUUAAUGACCCAUCCCUCUCUCUGAGGAAGAGAGUGAGAAGGUCUUCCAUUUAAGAACAGCAUAGUUAACCUAUAAGGUCUAACCUUAUAAGUUCUGUGUAUUUAAUAGGAUAUUGAACUUGGACAUUCAUAAAGAUGGAGGAU
Scleropages formosus (Asian bonytongue) is the source of this 2873-nucleotide messenger RNA. Its product is annotated as G-protein coupled receptor family C group 6 member A-like. The transcript has 6 exons. Gene Ontology annotation, molecular function: G protein-coupled receptor activity. The record is from RefSeq and is a predicted model, not a curated record. The coding region runs from base 33 to 2783 and encodes 916 amino acids. Lineage: Eukaryota; Metazoa; Chordata; Actinopteri; Osteoglossiformes; Osteoglossidae. Gene Ontology annotation, biological process: G protein-coupled receptor signaling pathway. Gene Ontology annotation, cellular component: plasma membrane.